AUGUCUCAGCAGAAAUUUGCAUUGAUUACGGGUGCUUCGUCAGGUAUUGGAUAUGCCUUGGCUAAAGAGUUUUCUUUACGUGGAUACAAGGUUAUUGGGUGUUCUCCUAAACUGGUUUUGCAUUUGCAAAAGCCAUUAGAGGACGAGUAUGGUUUAAUAUCCAUUGCAUGUGAUAUCACCAAUUUGGAAGACAUUAAACGAGUUAAAGAGCUUGUUAUAAAAGAAACAGGUGGGUACUUAGACAUUUUGUACAAUAAUGCUGGUAUUGCUAUUGGCCAGCCCGCUAUUGAGAUCCCUGAAGAUAAGUUGAAUUGGAUAUUUCAAGUUAAUGUCAUUGGACAUAUUAACAUGACAAAACAUUUUGCUCCUAUGGUUAUCAAGUCUAAAGGGUCGAUAAUUUUCACAAGUUCAGUUGCUGCAAGAGUUCCAUUGUCGUGGGUUUCUGCUUAUAGUGCAACCAAAGCAGCAAUCGAUGCUUAUGCCAAGACAUUGCAUGGGGAAAUGGAGCCAUUUGGAGUCAAAGUUCAUAGUGUGAUCACUGGAGGCGUUCAAACUCAAAUUGGGGCGGAAGAGAAUAAUAUCGAAGAAAUGAAAACCCAAUUUGCCGAUUCCCCAUUCAAUGUGGAUGGGAUAAUAGAGAGUGGUAUGGCUUCUCAAAGAAUGGCUGUGGAUUUGGGUAUCCCUCCCCAGAAAUAUGCCAAAAAUAUGGUUGGUCAAAUUACCAAAAAAUCUAGCAAAUUCAAUCUUUAUGGAGGAUCGAAUUCCUAUAUUUUACAUAUUCUUGGUCUUUUUUAUCCAUUUUGGUUGGUUGAAUACAUUAUGCAGUUCACGUUUAAACAAUUAAAACCUUUUGCACUUAUUAGAAAGAAAUACGCUGGUAAGAAGAAUAGAUAA
Candida dubliniensis CD36 is the source of this 894-nucleotide messenger RNA. RefSeq lists its product as uncharacterized. Lineage: Eukaryota; Fungi; Ascomycota; Pichiomycetes; Serinales; Debaryomycetaceae. The transcript has a single exon. Gene Ontology annotation, biological process: triglyceride catabolic process; phosphatidic acid biosynthetic process. Gene Ontology annotation, cellular component: endoplasmic reticulum; lipid droplet. Gene Ontology annotation, molecular function: triacylglycerol lipase activity; acylglycerone-phosphate reductase (NADP+) activity. The record is from RefSeq and is a predicted model, not a curated record. Bases 1 to 894 code for a protein of 297 amino acids.